GACCAAUCAGAAGUUCACAGUCGCGGGGCUUCUCUCGCCUGCUCAGUUUGGCCGCAUACUGUACCGCUCAACAUUUCUUGUGGAAAUCUUGAGAAAGUCUAACAGCCAGGCUGGUUUGAUAGAGCGUACGGCCGCCACUUUUGACGGGCCAGGCCGCCCCCAUCCAUCACGCCCACCAUGCCUCUGGUUACCAGAAACAUAGAGCCGCGGCAUGUGUGUCGCCAGAGCAUCCCCACUAACAUCCGCAGUGAGCUGGAGUGUGUCACCAAUAUCAGCCUGGCCAACAUUAUCCGCCAGCUCGGCAGCCUCAGUAAGUAUGCAGAGGAUGUGUUUGGAGAGCUUUUUGAGCAGGCUGGAGCUUUUGCCAUCAGAGUAAAUACACUGGGUGAAAGAGUGGAUCGUCUGCAGGUCAAAGUCACCCAACUGGACCCCAAAGAGGAGGAGGUCUCCCUGCAGGCCAUCACUACACGCAAGGCCUUCCGUAGUAAUCUGACCCAGGACCAGCAGCUGUUCACCAGGCCAUCUCUGCCCAUGCCUGUCCAGGAAACCUACGAGACCUGCAGUCAGCCUCCACCGCUCAACAACCUCAGCCAGUACCGGGAGGAUGGGAAGGAGGCCCUGAAGUUUUACACUGAUCCUUCCUACUUCUUUGACCUGUGGAAGGAGAAGAUGCUGCAGGACACCAAGGACAUCAUGAAGGAGAAACGCAAGCACAGAAAGGAGAAGAGGGACCAUCUGAACCCACGGACGCUGAAUCCUCGGAAGAUCAAGACCAGGAAGGAGGAGUGGGAGCGCCGCAAGAUGGGGGAGGAGUUUGUGGUGCCAAAGAAUGAAAUGAUGAAUUCCUUGGAGGGUCUGAAUGGCAGUAUUGGAUCAGGAGAAGGCUUCACUUCUGACGGCUUGGAGCAGAGUACGGGCUCCUACGCUUUUGACCCAGGCUCCCCUCUCCCUCCGCCCGGCCCUGAUGACUUCCUGCCCCCACCACCACCAGACAUGGCGUAUGAUGGAAUGACAAACCAGAAGAGAGUCAGUGUGCUGAGUCCCACCCACCCCCCUCCUGCUCCUCCCAUGGCCUCCCCCCCAGCCAACUCCCGCCCCAACCUCUCCCCUCCUCCUGCCCCUCCUCCACCUCCUCCCCCCUCUGGCUUUGGGGCCCCUCCGCCUCCUCCUGGCUUCGACACCCCACCCUCACCUCCUCCCCUCUCAUCCUCCCCCACCGCCUAUCCCUCUCCCCCUGCUCCCCCUCCUCCUCCCUCCAUGUCCUCUGUUGCUCCUCCUCCUCCACCUGCCCUGCCCCAAGGUGGAGGUCCCCCACCACCUCCUCCUCCUCCUCCUCCCCCUGGUCCUCCUCCUCCAGCCUCUGGGCCCCCUGCACCUCCUCUUCCCGCAUCGGGUGGUGGGGCGGCUCCCAGCUCUGCUCCUAAACCUCAGCCGGCGCCCGCCAGUGAUGCUCGCAGUGACCUGCUACAGGCCAUCCGACAAGGGUUCAACCUGCGGAAGGUGGAGGAGCAGCGGGAGCAGGAGAAGAGGGACCACUUUGGCAAUGACGUGGCGGCCAUCCUGUCACGUCGUAUCGCCGUAGAGUGCAGCGACAGCGAAGACGAUUCCUCCGAGUUCGAUGAUGACGAGUGGUCUGACUGAUGGCCCCCCCUCUUCAUCCUGACCACCACCAUAGUUUUAUAGUUUUUCUCAGCUUGAAGUCACAUCUGAGCAAUUCCAAUCAAAGUACAUUGUCUAGUAUCAACUGAAUAGAGGUCACUAUUCCUCACCAUUCCUCCUUUUUAAUAACAGUCACAUUCCUCCAGUCAUUUAUUUCCAUUUAUCCAAAAUUCCAAAGAUUGGAGUGUGUGUGCUGGCUUGUGUGCAUGUGCCAUUCCUGAUGAUUUUCUGUGCUUGGAAUGGACGACACACCACUGCUAUUAGUGAAAGAGGGUUGUUUGAUUUGAUGUGUGUCUCUCUACUGAGUAUGUGUGUGAACACACUGCCACUGUCUUUAUAUCACUGUAUUUUAUGAAUUACCUGAUGCUGUUAGCUAACCACCUGUUUUUAUCUGCUUUAAUAUAUAAGACAGUAAAUGCUGGUGGAGAGGGAGCACACACAUGCAUGCAAGCAAGCUCUUAUUUAUAUAUACUCAGUGGAAAGACACUUGUGGUGUGAAAAGCUGAUGUCAAAACAUUCUCCCUCUGUCACUCACACAUUCAUAGAUAGAAGAAUAUAUUGAUUGUAUAUGGUUAUGGUUGUAUUACCUACAUUGAAUAAUAUUUACUUAAAAAUAAUGCGAUCUGUUUAAAAGCUAAAGCACAGAUUUCUAUUGCUUUUUCUCCUUGCUUUUGUAUUCUGUCCCUCUUUUCUGUGGUUGUCAUGGUAACAGUUGCCUUGAGGAUGAGACACAUUCCCUUAUGGGUGAAUUCAAGAUGGCUGAAUGAUGGUAAUGGUUGUAGAUUAUAAAUAAAUGUAUUGAUUUAUUAUUCAUUGUGGUUAGGGAGGUGUUGGCUCAUAAACUGCUCUCUGCACAAACUCCAAGUCAGGUGCCUUAAGUGUUUGAUGAGAUAACGUUUCUUAACAUAUGGAGAUGUGCACCAAAGAAGGCAUAACUCAUUUUGUGUGAUUUUUAAGCUGUGUUAUGUAUUGCUCUCUGCAAUUUUCAAUUUUGAACUACCUUGCUGUUAUGAACUAGUCUAUUAUUGCACAUCUUCAAUCACUGUGCUCUGUAUAGACUGACAUGACUAUCUACCUUGUCCUGCCUACUUGCAAGUGCCUUUUUGUGUUGUUUUUGAGUGUCACGAGGCCACUGAUCAUUCAAACUAAUAAUCAUCAAUGAUGAGUCAAAGAUAGAACUGACUACUGAUCAGUGUGAGCCAAAUACAUAGUCAAAGUGCCUUUAUUUUAAAACUAAAGUCUGCCUGUGUUAAAUGCCCCGUCUCACAGCAUGUUCAGCCAAAGCUUUGCUUCUCCUGCCUUAAUUCUCUAAAUGAUUAUAGUUAUCUCAAUAAACAUGGAAUAAAUGAC
Molecule: messenger RNA, 3009 nt
Organism: Myripristis murdjan (pinecone soldierfish)
Lineage: Eukaryota; Metazoa; Chordata; Actinopteri; Holocentriformes; Holocentridae
Gene: wasf2
Product: WASP family member 2
Exons: 9
Coding region: 178-1641 (487 amino acids)
Biological process (GO): actin cytoskeleton organization; positive regulation of Arp2/3 complex-mediated actin nucleation
Cellular component (GO): cytoskeleton; SCAR complex
Molecular function (GO): actin binding; protein kinase A regulatory subunit binding; Arp2/3 complex binding
Source: RefSeq, a predicted model, not a curated record